This is a messenger RNA of Dipodomys ordii (Ord's kangaroo rat), 1533 nucleotides long. It is a transcript of the gene Mepe, whose product is annotated as matrix extracellular phosphoglycoprotein. NCBI's taxonomy places the organism in Eukaryota, Metazoa, Chordata, Mammalia, Rodentia, Heteromyidae. The transcript has 3 exons. Gene Ontology annotation, molecular function: extracellular matrix protein binding. Bases 1 to 1533 code for a protein of 510 amino acids. The record is from RefSeq and is a predicted model, not a curated record. Gene Ontology annotation, cellular component: extracellular matrix. Gene Ontology annotation, biological process: biomineral tissue development.
AUGCGACUUGUGUGCAUAGGACUGCUCCUUUACAGUGUAACUUGGGCAGCACCAACUUUUCAACCACAGACUGUGAAAGCCAGUCAAGGCAGUGUGGAAGAACCGAAGCAGGAAGAAAAAAAUAACAACAAUAUUGCUUUUGAUCUUUUGGAGGAGAGAAGAAAUCAAGAGGUCACACCUAAAGAAAACAUUACUCAGAAGAAAAGGAGUGACUUACCCUUUUUUGCUGUCAAUGAAAAUAAUAAAAGCAGUAAAUACUCAAAUCUUUUGGUAAAGACACAGACAAUCAUUGAUAACACUGGUAUCAGUCACAAAGGAAAAGCCCAUGAUGACCUAAUGAUGACCUGGGUUCCAGAAUCCACUGUGGAUAAAAGAACUGAUGAUGGAGAUGAUGCCAUAAGCCACCUACCUGUCCAGGAAGAAUACGGAACAACUCUCAAGACAAAUAGCAUGAGGCCAGUGAAUGUAAUGGAACUGUGGGGGGAGGGAAGCAAAGAGAAGACACAUAGCAAUGUACUAAGCAAAAUUCUAGCAGGUGUCAACUAUGUUAAAGCCCAUUCAGAAGGGAAAAAGAACGAUCAAAGAGAUUCCCAAGACCACAAGAGCUCAUUACUAAGCAAGAGCAACCACCACAUCAGGCGUGACACUCACUACCUAACACGGGUCCCCAAAGGCCAAAAAGUCCCCAGUGACUUUGAAGGCAGUGGUGACAUAGAUCCUCAGGAAACAGGGGAUAAUGACCUGUCUCCUUUCAGUGGGGAUGGCCAGCUUUUUAAGGAUGUUUGUGGUGAAGGAGAAGGUAUUGGUCCAGAUAUUCAAACAGAGCUCCCAGACCAAAGUGGGUCGGAGACUAUUAAUCUUGACCCAAGACUGCCAGGUUACAACGAGCUUCCAGAGACAGAAGGACAUGGUGGCAGUGUCAUUGGAGCCAGUAGUGACAGAGUGAAAGAGACGGGUAUUGGUGUGAGCCUGGUGGAGUGCAACAAUGACAUCAUAGGGAAUACCAAUUUUAGGGAGCUCCCUGGAAAAGAAGGAAACAGAGUGAAUACUGACAGCCAAAAUGCUCAAGGAAAAGUGGAGCGCCAUUAUCCAAAUGCACCCUCCAGAGAGAAAGGAAAAGACGGUGAUAGAGAUGCAAACGAAAGUGCUCAUUACAAUGAAAUCCCUAAACAUGGCAAGGGUAGCUCCAAUAAAGGACCAGAGCAGUCUAAUAGAAAUGAAGUAAUCUUAAGUGAGAAACCACGACUUAGCAGUCAGGGCAAAAGUCAAGGAUUGCGAACACCUUCUCAUGGCCUUGAUAAUGAAAUUAGAAAUGAAAUAGGCUCCCACAAUGACCCCGGUAAUAUUUUAAAACAUGGCAGACAAAGCCAGGAUGGACAACAUAAUUCUUUAUGGAAUAAAGGGAGGUAUCAAAGGAGAGGCCCCUGGAGUUACAGAAGACCCCAUUCUCACAGGAGCUUUAGCCCUUCUAAAAGGGACCAUAGCAGUGAAUCAUCUGACAGUGAUAGUUCAGGCGAGAGUGAGGGUGACUAG